UGAGAGUCAGUGCAGUUGGAAAAAGCAUUCAGUGCUCUCUCUCUCUCCUCUGCCCCGGGACACACACUCUCUCUCUCCGUGCUUUGGAUCUUCCUCCCUCCCUCCCUCCCUGCAUUCCCCGCAGAUCGAUCCGCCCCCGUCGCGCCGCAAUUGGGCUCCAGAAUUGCCUCCCCGAUCCGCGCGGCCGCCGUCCUGGAUCGCCCCGGCGCCCAUUGCGGUCGGAUCCGAGCAGCAGCAGAUCAGCAGGGAGAGAUCAGGCCAGUGGAGCAGCAUGAUGAUGGGGACUGAAGUAUGUUCUUCACGGAUGCUGUCUCUGCCUCGGUAUGAGAGUGGUGACGAGGAGCUCUCGGUGCUUCCCAGGCAUACCAAGGUAGUCGUCACCGGUAACAACCGAACAAAGUCUGUGUUGGUCGGCCUUCAAGGUGUUGUCAAGAAGGCUGUUGGUCUUGGAGGCUGGCACUGGCUGGUUCUAAAGAAUGGUGUAGAGGUGAAGUUGCAGAGGAAUGCUUUGAGUGUCUUGGAAGCUCCAACUGGUAAUGAAGAUGAUGACGAAAUUGAAGGCAAUAAUUCGUUCUGCAGCAGCUUUGACAUGGGGGACAAAGACAUGGACUAUUCAAGCAUAGAGUACCAGAAACCAACAAAGCCAAGGGUUCGGCACACAAGACCAUGGUCUUCCUGUACAACAUCCAGCAGCCGAGGCAAUUUCCAGUCAAGUUCGAAGCUGCGAGCGAGAGUAAAUCUGACAAAGCUUGGCACACCCACACUGUGGAGAUACUGGAAGCACUUCAACCUUGUAGGCAUGAACCCCAAUCCAUCAGAGGAACAGCUGUUCCAUGGGGUUCAACAGCAUUUCCAGUCCCAGCAAUUGGAUGAGUUGCAGGUCAUCCUGGGGUUUAUUCAGACAGCAAAGAGGCUCAAGACCCUGUACAACUCCUAGCCUGCCUGCCUGCUUGGUGUUUAGUAGAGAGAGAGAUCUCAAGAGCUUAGAUGCAUGUGCUUAUUAUAAGUUAAUCUAGUGAUCUUGAGAAGUGAACAGAAAGAAUUUAGUGGUGCUUUUGUGAUCAGUAAAUUCUUCGGUCUUCUUACCUGUAAUGAGCUGCUGCUAUGUAACCCCCCCUCCCUUCCUCUCCUUGUUGUCACAGACUCGUCACAGUGCCAACUGAACUGACUACCAAUCUCAGUUAUUUGGAGAUAAUAUAAUGUGAAGCUAUGGAUGGAUAAUUAUUGGUCAACAAA
Messenger RNA from Brachypodium distachyon (stiff brome), 1236 nucleotides. RefSeq lists its product as uncharacterized. Bases 272 to 937 code for a protein of 221 amino acids. Gene Ontology annotation, biological process: regulation of DNA-templated transcription. The transcript is spliced from 7 exons. NCBI's taxonomy places the organism in Eukaryota, Viridiplantae, Streptophyta, Magnoliopsida, Poales, Poaceae. Gene Ontology annotation, molecular function: transcription coregulator activity; protein binding. The record is from RefSeq and is a predicted model, not a curated record. Gene Ontology annotation, cellular component: histone deacetylase complex.